AUGGAUCCCGCACCGCCAGUUCGCCCGCAGGUCGUACGCGGGCGCAACGCGCUGGUGGGCGCGGCGCUGGUGGCGUUCGUGGGCGGCGUGUAUGCGUACACCAUGCGCGCCGUGGGCGGCUCCGACGACAUCGGCGACGCUGUGCGACGACUGGAGAAGGAGCAGGCGACGAAUGCGACGAAUCCGACGAAGUGCAGGACAGAGGGGUGGUUGAGGCCAGCAUCCGCUCGCCGUCCCUUCCGCUGGGUGCAGAGGGGAGCGCGGGGGCGAAGCGUGGGGGUUGCGAUCCGGAGAAGGCAAGUGCGCUACGCAGUGAUGUGGGCGGACAGCACAGGCUCGCCUCCCCUCAUCGUGUGCCGUGCGGGCCAAGCCACCUAG
Molecule: messenger RNA, 378 nt
Organism: Closterium sp. NIES-65
Lineage: Eukaryota; Viridiplantae; Streptophyta; Zygnematophyceae; Desmidiales; Closteriaceae
Source: the annotation of a GenBank genome assembly